Mercenaria mercenaria is the source of this 872-nucleotide messenger RNA. RefSeq lists its product as uncharacterized. The record is from RefSeq and is a predicted model, not a curated record. Lineage: Eukaryota; Metazoa; Mollusca; Bivalvia; Venerida; Veneridae. The coding region runs from base 469 to 828 and encodes 119 amino acids. The transcript has 2 exons.
CUGUCAACACAGCUUCAAGUUUCUUUGGUGCUUCAGAAUUUACCUAAUAGAUUUAUUAUUGAAACUACUCUUUAUUGGCAGUUCCUAAACUAUUUAGAGAAUUUUCAAUUCACAUAGAAGUUUGCAAAAAUUGAUUUAACCCUUAGCCUGCAGGCGGCAAAUGGUUCUGCCUUUGCGACCAGUGCAGACCAAGAUCAGCCUGCACAUCCGUCCAGGCUGAUCAUGGUCUGCACUGUUCACUAUUCAGCAAGUAAUUUUUCAAUGAACACCCCUUCGAAUAAUAAAUGGUAUAGCCCAAAUUGAAUGACGGACCAGUCCAUGUUAGAAAUUAGCAGUCUAAGGAAUGCCAUUUUUACAACUAAACACAGGUUUUCAAUGAUAUAAAGUAUAAUAAAUACUAAAUACAUUGGCUAUUGCCAUUAAUGUUAAGAAAUAAAUAAAAAAGUUGUUCAGAAAUUAAUUGUGCCCAUGCCAGAUUCACAAAAAUACGUUUUCAGUGGAAACGCUGUUUUGAAAAAGACACUGAGCAUGCAUGUAUAUUUUUCUGUGAUGCAGGACCGGCGUGAUGCAGAACCGGAGCCCGGAGCGAUGCAGGACCGGAGCGAUGCAGGACCGGCGGGCGUGAUGCAGAACCGGAGCCCGGAGCGAUGCAGGAUCGGAGUGAUGCAGCAAAAGGAUGUGACAGAAACACUCAAUAUGGUCUCACCGAGGCUGCAAUUUACCACUCCGAUGGCCUCAUCGGUUGUAAGCAGUAUAAAGUAUACAACAGAUCGAGUAAGGAAAGGACAAACAACGUGUACCGGUUCCGACAGAAUGGUGCAAAUAUAGCAUGUAUUUCCUAGAACGGCGGAGGUAAGUUAGCUUUAAACCGU